UGAAGGCUAUUGAUUUUUGCUCUGCUUUAUGAGAAUGUUCUUCUUUUUAACAGUUUAAUUCCUCGGGUUUGAGUCAUCAGGUAGUGAAACAGAAGCUUGUGUGCAUCUGACAGCCUGCUCGUCUGCUCAGAGAAGCUCGGUGGGAACAUGAAAGGCACUUUCUGAUUUCGGAGCAGCUCUAGUGCUGUCCUCCUCCUGACAGAUCCUAAAGCAGAGAGCGCUGCAAACCUCGGUGGUUAUUUCUUAAGGGGAAGUGGCAUUACCGAGCUGCUUACCAACGUCCCAUAAACACUGCCUGGGUGGAAAUUACUGUACGGGGGAAAUAACCUAGAUUUUUCAUGAGUUUGAUUUGGGUGUGUUGCUAAGCGACAUGGGCUCAGGAGGGUUUGCAUGUAGGCUUUAGGUAGGUGCAGGCAGUGCCUGCGGAGGUUUGCAGGUAGGCGAUGCUGAGCCGGGGGAGGCUGACCGGCGGCGGCAGGGCGAGAAGUUCAGCCCCGCAAACUGAACUUUCACUGCAAGGGCUUGAAAGAGAAAGAAAUUGGAUUAGACCCAGAGAUGACGUAUCCCGUUUGAUUCCCUUUCCCCCUCACACUCUGACAAGCUUUGUGUUUUGGCAGGCUUUUAUUUCUGAGCACGAGUUGCUUUAAAAAUUGGGGAGUGUGUCUCGGGGUGUCGGCGGUGAUGUGCUGAGCUCGACUGGCUCAGUUUCCUCGCGAGGGCUUUGUUCUUCCCACCACGCUCAGAUCGGUUGUGCAACAUGCCCCUACCGUUUAAAAAAAAAAAAAAGUGCUGAGUAAUGCCAGAGGUUUCUCAAAUGGCUGAUGCAAACCUGGAGAAUUUGCAUCAUCAUUCAGCUGGAGUAACUUGGUAUGACAAGAGCUUAAAUACAAGUCCACGCGGAAGCUGAGCUGGUUUCCAAUGAUAGGGCAGCACCGGCGAGCUGGGGGAAAGCACAGGUGUUGCUGAGCACUGUGCAGGCAGCACGGAAGGGUAAAACACGCUUCAGGAGCUCCCUACCUGCGCGUAGGAGCAGCUUGGCAGAUAAGAGCAGGCAGAGGAAGAGGCUUAAGUAGUUGGCUACAGAGGGAGGAAAAAGCCUUGAGUUGCUGCUGCAAACUUUUUGGCUGUGCCUGCCGUUGGCGUGCUGGUGGCACGGGAGCAUGGUCAGGAAAGCUGCUGUGCCGACAGCGUCUAAUGGGAGCUACUUGCAGGGGCAGCCUAAUGGCAGGUUGCCCUCUCUGGACAGUGGGCAGCCAGCCCAGGAGCAAAAGGUUGUGCUGAAGAAGAAAGUCACGCUGUUGAGGGGGAUCUCCAUCAUCAUUGGCACUAUUAUUGGAGCCGGCAUCUUCAUCUCGCCCAAAGGGAUCCUGAAGAACACAGGCAGCGUGGGCAUGUCCUUGACUGUCUGGACAGUGUGUGGCAUCCUCUCACUCUUUGGUGCCCUCUGCUAUGCUGAACUGGGAACGUGCAUUAAGAAAUCUGGCGGUCACUACACCUACAUCCUGGAGGCCUUUGGCCCAUUACCUGCUUUUGUGAGAGUCUGGGUGGAAUUACUCAUUAUUCGCCCUGCUGCCACAGCAGUGAUAUCGUUGGCAUUUGGACGGUAUAUUUUGGAACCUUUCUUUAUGCAGUGUGAAAUCCCAGAACUUGCGAUCAAACUUAUUACAGCUGUUGGCAUCACACUAGUGAUGGUCCUGAAUAGCACAAGUGUCAGCUGGAGUGCCCGCAUUCAGAUUUUCCUUACCUUUUGCAAGCUUGUAGCGAUUCUGAUAAUUAUAGUCCCUGGAGUUAUCCAGCUAAUUAAAGGAGAGACACGGCACUUUAAAAAUGCCUUUGCAGGGAAUGAUGCCAGUGUUAUGGGAUUACCACUUGCUUUCUAUUCAGGAAUGUACGCCUAUUCAGGCUGGUUUUACCUCAAUUUUGUUACUGAAGAAGUGGAAAACCCUGAAAAAAACAUACCCCUCGCAAUAUGCAUUUCAAUGAUUAUCGUCACAGUUGGCUAUGUGUUAACAAACGUGGCUUAUUUCACUACAAUCAGUGCUGGGGAAUUGCUGCUUUCAAAAGCUGUAGCAGUGACCUUUGCUGAACGAUUAAUGGGAAACUUUUCUUUAGCUGUACCAGUAUUUGUUGCUCUCUCCUGCUUUGGAUCUAUGAAUGGUGGCAUUUUUGCAGUCUCCAGGAUGUUCUUCGUUGCAUCCCGCGAGGGUCACCUUCCGGAAAUUCUCUCCAUGAUUCAUGUCCGCAAGCACACUCCUCUGCCAGCUGUCAUUGUUUUGCACCCUCUCACAAUGAUAAUGUUAUUCAACGGGGAUCUCUACAGCCUCCUGAAUUUCCUCAGUUUUGCCAGGUGGCUUUUUAUUGGACUGGUAGUUGCUGGGUUGAUUUAUCUCAGAUAUAAACGUCCUGAUAUGCCUCGUCCUUUCAAGGUGCCUCUAUUUAUUCCAGCAUUGUUUUCCUUCACCUGCCUCUUCAUGGUUGCACUGUCACUUUACUCUGACCCAGUCAAUACAGGGAUUGGAUUUGCAAUAACCCUGACUGGAGUUCCUGCCUACUACCUCUUUAUUGUGUGGGACAAGAAGCCAAAGUGGUUCAGAAAGCUCCUAGAUAAUGUAACUGAAACAUUGCAAAUCCUCUUGGAAGUCGUCCCGUCAGAGGAGGACCAGAAAUCAUGAUCUUAAUCUACCUGAAAAUGCAGCUUUUGGCUUGGUGUUUCAUUUCAACCUGAGGAAGAGGGUAGGGAGAUUUCUUCCCCUUCCUAAUGUUCUGCAAACUGGAGGAACAAGUCACAGCUGAGAUGGAUACUGAGCGAGUCAGUUACCAGCACUGUAUUUUAUGACGUUGCAAUUUUUUUUUAUAUGGUCAGUUUAUAUGUAGAGAGCAAGAACUUAUGCUAUGAGGGAACCCAUCUCUUUCCUAUUUCUUUUGUUAGUGUCAUAUUUUAACAAAACAUAGGUUCUUCAAACUAAGAUUUUUUUGCAUUGCCACUGAAAAUAUGUUUAAGCAUUGUUUUAGUAACAGUCAGGUGUACUGUGAAGAAUGUAUCCUACUUGCUGUCCCAAGGAACCUACCUCUCACCCGGAAAGGUUGAGAUAAAGCUGCUGAGUAUCACUUAACAAUGUUCUUCCAGUCACUCUGUCUGACCCUAUUUUACUUUUGUCAUGCUGGGAGCACCAGCACAUUGAGGCAGAAAUACAGUGGUUUCUACUGCCUUUGUGGUGGCAAGUUCAAGGUUACUUCAUUCCAGAGUUGUUAUAACAUAGCAUAAAAGAGCAUCUUCUGAGGAUUAGUAUUUCUACCAGUGAGACUGACACAUUUUAGCCUGGAGGCAGUAAUUUCAUACAUGUUAAAGUUUCUACCAGUCUGGAAAUUAUGACUAUUUUUACCGAUGUUUCUUUGUGUACAUAUGUAUAGGAAAUACAGCAACUGAGUAAUCACCUUCAAAUCGGUCAGGUAUUUGAAUGCGACCUCCAUUGCUGUAUGAAUAUUUUCUAUCUGGAAGUAUAUGGACCUGCAGUUAUCAGUCAGGCACACACAAUUUUAAACUUUUAUAUGAUUGUUUGUGGGCAGCAGAUGAAUAAUGGUCACUGGUUUUAUAAUCAGUGGGAAUUUUGUAUAGACACAGCACUAAAUGCAAUACUGUUUUACAAAUAAGGUAUAAGGCAAGCUACAACAGAUUCGUUGAUUUGAGUAGGGUACACACCUAAUCUGUGGGUUUUUUAUUCAAGCACACUCCAAUUAACUGGGCUUUGAAGAACCAAGGCACAGGUGCUCUGACAUCUUUCUGGUUUUAUCUCAGCUGAAACAGAGAAAAGCUAUCAAAACUGAUAAAAUCAAACUAAAUUGAAAUUUCACCUGCAGAAUGAUGUUUGAGCUGAGAGUUGGCUCAAAUGUGAGCUGAAGUUUUACCCUUUUUUAGAAGUAGUUUUAGAUAAGGAUUUUUUUAACGCUUAGAAAUUCAGUUUUAUGUUAAUCAAAGACUACUCAACCUUAAGACUAAGGUUUGUUAUCACUAUGUUAAGAAUAUAAUGCUUAAAUAUUGAAUGCACUACUUUUUGAGCUGUUUGCUAUUAGCAAGUCAUAUGUUUCAUGAAAACAUUUAUGAAACUGAGCAGCAUUAGACUUCCUAAAUUGGGAGGAAAGCACAACUAAUAGCCAGACCACUACAGUAAAGGGAGACUGUGUGUUGUAUAUAUGUUGUAUAUUUACAGAACAUCUACCAUUUUAAGGGUGUACAGUAAAAUAUCUUAAAAUUCUUAAAUGUUUUUCUUUCUUGUAUUCCUAUGGUGGAAUUUCCUAGAAGCAGGGAAAUGGGAAUAAUCGAUUAUUUGGAAGAGUGGUAAUUUAAGACUUUGCAAACUAUUUUUACUUUAAAUAUGUUCUGUUUAUGGUAACUUAAAGUGUUAUUUGAAACUUCUCUUAGGCAAAUGUUUCGAGCUAGAUUUUUCUGUUGACAGUGCAUGUAUUUAAUUAGUAUUUACACGUGGGUCAGAAGCGUGCUUCUGAGGCCAUCUCCUGCCAAUCCAAGUUCCCCAUGCUUUGGCCUGUGUCAUCGUGGAGCACCUCCAGCACACAAACUGCAUUUCUCUCUGAUGAAACAAAUGGCAUGACGCCUUCCAGGAGCAUGCCUAACGCGCUCCUCACUACCCGAUGUGGAACGCGUGGGAUCUCACCAGAGUGAAACCUCCUCAACACUGAUGCUCUGAACAGCAGGUCUUCAGCACCACCUGGUCGAUUCCACCUAUUCACUCCUAUUGUGCCAUAUUACUUGAAAAUUUAGACAUAGCCAGUGUUAACAUGUAGAAAUAAAUGGGCUCUGUAAGUAUAACUGAAUGUUACUUUUAUUUUUCUUUGUUUUUUUAGCCAUCAUGGGCUUUAAAGUUUAGAAAUGUUUCUGAAGUCUGACUGUAUUUUACUAAGUUUGUGUUCAUGUAAGGGGUUAAUUUGUCCCAAGGGAGGUCCUAUGACUCAUUGAUUGUGAAGUUGUAUAUUUUAGGAAAAAACAAAACAAAACAAAACUGCAAAAUAAAAAACUAAUUUUUUGAAAAC
This is a messenger RNA of Cygnus olor (mute swan), 5046 nucleotides long. It is a transcript of the gene SLC7A11, whose product is annotated as solute carrier family 7 member 11. Gene Ontology annotation, cellular component: membrane. NCBI's taxonomy places the organism in Eukaryota, Metazoa, Chordata, Aves, Anseriformes, Anatidae. The record is from RefSeq and is a predicted model, not a curated record. Gene Ontology annotation, biological process: amino acid transmembrane transport. Gene Ontology annotation, molecular function: L-amino acid transmembrane transporter activity. Bases 1161 to 2672 code for a protein of 503 amino acids. The transcript has 12 exons.